Molecule: messenger RNA, 783 nt
Organism: Saccoglossus kowalevskii
Lineage: Eukaryota; Metazoa; Hemichordata; Enteropneusta; Harrimaniidae
Product: cytochrome c oxidase assembly factor 1 homolog
Biological process (GO): mitochondrial respiratory chain complex IV assembly; mitochondrial respiratory chain complex I assembly
Cellular component (GO): mitochondrial inner membrane
Source: RefSeq, a predicted model, not a curated record
CAAUCUCGUGUUGCGAGCGAUUGCCAAUCUCUCACAUUUGAAUGCUGCUAUAUCGUUAUUUUAAUUAUAUUUAUAUUAGUAUAUUAUUUUGUUUUCAAAAAUAUACACGAGUCUAAAUACCCUAUCAGAGCGUCAAAUCUAGCAAGAUGCGACUACCAUCAAUGUCAACUUUGCAAAAGAUUGCUAUUUACGGUGGGAUACUGUCACUUGGCGGAUCUGGUAUUAUGUACACAAAGAUACAAGAUAAUUUAGUGUCUGGAUCAUAUUAUAGAAAAUCUAUGAUUAUUCUAAGUGAGCACAAACAAUCUGUGGAAAUGUUGGGUGCACCUAUCAAAAGUAGAUAUUUAGAUUUGGGUGACAAGUUCAACAGAGUUAAUGGACUUAGUUGUACAAUGAAGAUACCAGUCAAAGGAAGAAAAUCAAAUGGUACAUUAUAUAGCUGGGCAAUGAGGAACUCACCUGACAAAGACUGGGACAUCUUAAAACUACAAUUGCAGCUAGAAAACUCAUCAAAGAUCAUCACAAUCUACCCCAAAACUGAGAAGGAAUUAGACAAGUAAUAUAUGUAACAUAGCUAAACUGUACACAAAAACAACUUUACAACAACAACUGUGUGCAUGGCUGGAUAUCACAGACACUCAGCAUCAUGAGCUAGUCACAAGUCAUAGAGAAUGGACUACGGAUAUGUCAACUUUUCUACUUUAUUUCAUGCAAAUUCAAUGCAUGAUUAGAAUAAAAUAAGUGAAGACUGAGUUGGCUGGUGACACAUGUAUGGACCAUUUC